This is a messenger RNA of Gymnodraco acuticeps, 1019 nucleotides long. It is a transcript of the gene epsti1, whose product is annotated as epithelial stromal interaction 1. The record is from RefSeq and is a predicted model, not a curated record. Gene Ontology annotation, molecular function: ubiquitin binding. The transcript has 10 exons. Lineage: Eukaryota; Metazoa; Chordata; Actinopteri; Perciformes; Bathydraconidae. The annotation marks the transcript as partial.
CCCGCUGUAUGUGCAGUAAACACAUAACAGGUUAGUUGAAUCUACAGAACAGCAUCUCAGUGACCCUGUCCCUGUUUACCAUCUGUUCUGAGACACAGACAUGGAUCCUUAUCAGAACCAGAGAGACUCCAGGAACCAGCAGAACCCCGGGAGAACCACCACACCUGGAACACCUGGAACAUCUGGGGGUGAUCAGACACCUGUGGACCCCGGAAGAGAGGACCCUGAAGCCCGGAACACACCCGCGAACAACCGGGAGCCUCAAUACUCAGUUGGGUUUACGAUGAUCCCGCCCAAUGAAUCCCGACGAAGCAAGACUCAAAUGAUGGCUCAGAAAGAACUGGAGGAGCUUCAGAAGUGGAAAGAGGAAAAUAAACCCAAACCUGUGCAGCCCGUCUCAGAGAAGCUGGGUGGGAACGCAACAUUGUCUGCAGUCAGGGAGAAGCAGCAUUUAGAAUUACAUCACGCCAAACUGCAGAAGAAGCUGAAACAGCAGGAGGCGGACAAGAAGAAGAGGCAAGAGGAGGACGAGGAGAACCAGAAGAUGAAAGAUAAACAGCGGGAGAGGGCGGAGCUUUUGGAAGAGAGGCGGCGUCAGGAGGAUCAGAGGAGGAGGGAUCAGCACAGGCCGGAUCACAUCAGGAAGACUGAGAGUUUUCUGCAGAGGUUCGACAGGUCGGUGCCGAGUUCCCUGGUGUCAGGCGGUGCUGCACACACUCCAUCUCAGAGCGAGGCUGCGUCAGGAAGCGUGAGAGACGUGCAGCGGGAUCACAGGAGGGUGAACACAGCCUUCCUGGACACACUGGAGGGUCGAGGCAAGGAGACAAAGGAGGAAACAAAGAGUCCCUUCUCAGCUUCUGAAGACUUGAAUUACCCGUCUCACCUGAACCCAGAGCCAGAGCACAGCUACUUGGAGUGGAGCGAGGAAGCUGAGCCUGAUUUGAAGAGACUGAUGGAGAGCUUUCCAGGAUACAGCUCUGACUUCCUGGAGGACAUAUUGGUUCAGUGCAACAGGGACU